ACGCCGGAGGAGUGUGUGACGCGACGCUACCGGUAGGAACCUCUUGUUCACAGCUUUUGUUUCCGGGCGGACCGUUUCGCUCAGGACCGGAAGCAUGGCGUUCAACUUCGGCGGCGCGUCGGGCAGCGCGAGCGCUCCGGGCUUCUCAUUUAAGUCAUCUUCAUCCACUCCGUUUGGUUUCGGCGCCUCAACCACAACCACCGCCAGCAGCGCCACGGGCUUCGGUCUGACCGGAACCGGCUUUGGAGCGCCGACCACCACAUCAGCUUCCACAGGCUUCGGCUUCGGCACUGGUGGCACGGGAUUCGGGCCCCUGGUCUGCAGUGCGGGCCCUGGCCCCGCCCCCUCUGCCGCUGCUGUUAGUUUCGGCGGGUUCGGUUUGGGCCCUGCGGCCCCGGUGUUCAGUUUCGGCAGCGGCCUCGGGGGAGCAGCAGGAGCGUUUGGCGGGUUCGGCUCCACCACCACCUCCGCCGGCACUGGGUCAAGCUUCAGUUUCUCCACACCGGCUAACACAGGUUCGAGUCUCUUCAACACCCAGAGUAAGGGCUUCGGCUUCUCCAGCGCUCCGGCUCCGGCUUCAGGCUUCACUGGGGCUCUGGGUGGAGGAGCUCUGGGCUUUGGAGGCUUCGGUGCGCUGCAGAACACACAGCAAGGUGGUGUGUUCGGCCAGCAGGCUCCGCCCCCGUGCAGUCAGCUCUUCAACACAGCGAGCGCUCUCUCAGCGCCGGCGGUCCUCAGUGACGAGCGAGACUCCAUCCUGGCGCGCUGGAACCAACUGCAGGCAUUCUGGGGGAUCGGCAGAGGAUACUACUGCAGCACCACACCGCCUGUAGAGUUCAGCCAGGAGAACCCAUUCUGCAGAUUCAAGGCGGUGGGCUACAGCUGUGUUCCAGAUGUGCGUGAUGAGGACGGUCUGCUGGCUCUGGCUCUGGGGAAGCGUGAGGCAGAUGUGCGUCUGCAGCAGCAGCAGCUGGUCGAGUCUCUGCACAAACUACUGGGAGGAGCACACACACUUUCCGUCAAUGUGGAGGGGGUGCGCGCGCUGCCGGACGACCAGACGGAGGUGAUCAUCUAUGUGGUGGAGCGCUCCCCGAACGGCUCCUCUAAGCGUGUGCCGGCGUCGACGCUCUACAACUUCCUGGAGCAGGUGAACAUCAAAACACAACUGCAGCAGCUGAGCGUGAUCAUGACCGUCAGCCGCACCGCCCUGAGCCCAGCACAGCUCAAACAACUGCUGCAGAACCCCCCCGCAGGUGUGGACCCCAUCAUCUGGGAACAGGCUAAAGUGGACAAUCCAGACCCAGAGAAGCUGAUUCCGGUGCCGAUGGUGGGCUUCCGUGAGCUGCUGCGCCGGCUGAAGAUCCAGGAGCAGAUGACCAAACAGCACCAGACACGAGUGGACAUCAUCUCCACAGACAUCAGUGAGCUGCAGAGGAAUCAGGCCACCACCGCCGCCAAGAUCACACAGUACAAACGCAAACUGAUGGACCUCUCACACAGAGUGCUGCAGGUGUUGAUCCGGCAGGAGGUGCAGAGGAAGAGUGGUUACGCCGUGCAGCUGGAUGAGGAGCACCUGCGGGUGCAGCUGGAGACCAUCCAAUCAGAGCUCAACGCACCCACACAGUUCAAGGGACGACUGAAUGAACUCAUGUCUCAGAUUAGGAUGCAGAAUCAUUUUGGAGCGGUGCGAGCAGAGGAGCGAUACCGAGUGGACGCAGACCUGCUGAGAGAGAUCCGACAGCACCUGAAGCAUCAGCAGGAGGGUUUGAGUCACCUGAUCAGCGUCAUCAAAGAUGAUCUGGACGACAUCAAGACUAUUGAAGACGGACUCCACGACAGUGUUCACACACGCAGCAGCAAACUGAGCUGACCACACACACACACACACACACACACACACACACACAAACACCUGCAGUCAGACAUGAAUGAUCAGGAUUGUUUAUUUUUACAGUGGUGUUGAUCAGCUGGAGUGUUUUACUGACUUUAAUAAAACUCAUCUGUCAUUCACA
Molecule: messenger RNA, 2012 nt
Organism: Danio rerio (zebrafish)
Lineage: Eukaryota; Metazoa; Chordata; Actinopteri; Cypriniformes; Danionidae
Source: RefSeq, a predicted model, not a curated record